This is a messenger RNA of Ictidomys tridecemlineatus (thirteen-lined ground squirrel), 1311 nucleotides long. RefSeq names its product mitochondrial ribosomal protein L40 (gene Mrpl40). The record is from RefSeq and is a predicted model, not a curated record. Gene Ontology annotation, cellular component: mitochondrial large ribosomal subunit; mitochondrial ribosome. NCBI's taxonomy places the organism in Eukaryota, Metazoa, Chordata, Mammalia, Rodentia, Sciuridae.
GAGCAGAGUGACGCCCUCUCGGCCAUUCUGGCUGCCCAGAGGGUCCAGACCUUCGCUGGGACACACGCCAAACAUCCUAAGCAGCGGGCGGCCGUUAUUAGGCCUGCCGUAGGAGCGGGCUCACAGCCGUGGAAAAAAAGCGGAAGGAAGGACCCCACGCACCGCGAAGUGAAAGACGCCCGCAGCGUGCGGCCCGCUCUAAGGACGCUGUGGGCGGGACUGCGUCGGGGCGGGGCCAGGCUCGAGCCCAGUCUCCAGAGGCCGGAACGGUGAAGUGCCCGGCAGUGAGCGUACUGGACCUCUGUCCUUGGCUCAGCCGGCCGGACAGCCAAGGUGGGGGGCGCCCGGAAGCUGCCCGCCAGUCGGCAGCAAAACAAGCCAUGGCGGCUAUGGCGCGGCUAUGUGGGAUGCAGGCUCUGCGUCCUCUAAGCCGGCUUUCUUGGAAGACACAGGUCAGAUUCACCCACCAGAGAGCUUCAUUGUUGUCCUUCUGGGAACUCAUUCCCAUGAGAGCAGAACCUCUGCGAAAGAAGAAGAAGGUAGAUCCCAAAAAAGAUCAAGCAGCAAAGGACCGUUUGAAAAAGAGGAUCCGAAAACUGGAAAAGGCUAGCCAAGAGUUAAUUCCUAUUGAAGAUUUUAUUACCCCUGUGAGGUUCUUGGAUAAAUCAAGACAACGGCCUCAGGUGGAGCUUCCCUUUGAGGAAAGUGAGCGGAGAGCUCUGCUUCUGAAGAGGUGGUCCCUAUUCAAGCAGCAAGAGCAUCAGAUGGAGAGGGAUGCCAUCAGAGCUAUGCUAGAGGCCCAGCAAGAAGCUCUACAGGAAUUGAAACUUGAGUCCCUAGAGCUCUACACUGAGGCCAUCAAGCGAAACCUCAGCCUGUUCCCCUUUGAGAGGGAAGGGCCGAAUUACACACCACCAAUCUCUAACUACCAGCCCCCUGAAGGCAGGUACAAUGACAUCACCAAGAUAUACACACAGGUAGAAUUCAAGAAAUAAAGCUCAGCACAGCUGUUCUUAAACCAAUCUGCCCCUAGGAGUAUGAGGGCUCUUUUCCACAAGAUUAAACAUGCUGGUAAUAAAUAAAAAUCUAAUCAAAAGCCUCUGUCAAAAUUAAUUCAUCUCAUGGAUGGGAGUGAGAGAUACUGCUAUGCCAGGUACUGGAAAGAAGAUCACAAAGACAUCAACCUCUACCUUCCAGUGGGAAAAAAAUAUGAGUAAAAAGAAAGAUUCCAACUGGGCAUAGUGACUCAGGCCUUUAAUCCCAGGGACUUUAAUCCCAAUACUAGAGGGCAAAAAAAAAAAAAAAAAAAAA